Molecule: messenger RNA, 894 nt
Organism: Trichomonas vaginalis G3
Lineage: Eukaryota; Parabasalia; Trichomonadida; Trichomonadidae
Product: protein of unknown function, DUF4106 family
Exons: 1
Source: RefSeq, a predicted model, not a curated record
AUGCAAAAGGCAAUGAAAAGCGCAGAAUAUAUAAAAGCUAACAAUGACUGGUUAGAUGCCCAAGCCAACGCUAAAGCAGCCCAACUCAUAGGGUCAAUAAGGACAAAAAUACAAGCGGAUGAAGACAGUUCAAAUGAAACUUUAACAAAUGCUGACUUUAAGAACGCCUUCGAAGCUCUUCAUAGUAAGGUGAAACUAGUGAACGACUUCUCAUCUGGAAAGAAACUGAAGUCUGAAGGUUUCGACAAAGAGUUAAAAGAAGUAGCACAAAAUAUGACGAAAAUAACAGAUGCAGCAACGAGACAGGCAGUUCAAAGUGCCUAUGACGCCGUUAGAGCAACUGUUGUGAAAAGUCAAGAAAAAGAGUUACAACAGACCAAAACAGACCUAGUAAAUGCUUUCUUAAAAACGAAAAGUCAGGUAGGACAUUACGCUGCAGAUGGAACAUAUGUGCCAGCUGGUGGAACUUAUAUACCACCAAACCCUCCAAGAGAAGCACCUGCACCAGGACUACCUAAAACAUUUACAUCGUCACAUGGACACAGACACAGGCAUGCACCAAAACCAACACAACAACAACAACAACCAGCACAACAACCAACACAACAACCAGCACAGCAACCAACAGUUCAAAACCCUGCACAACAACAACCACAAACAGAGCAAGGACAUAAAAGAAGUAGAGAACAAGGAAACCAAGAAUUCUUAAAAAUGCUUAAAGAAGAGUGUGGUUUCCCAGAUAGUAUUGACUUUAGUGACAGAUAUAAAGAAGCUAUUGGAAAGUUCAAGGAUGGAAAUACUGACCCGAACCUAUUUAGCUUUAUGGCUCAGCACCAAAACGGAUAUAAUCUCAAACCUGGAAAAUACAAGCUCGCUAAGGGAUAUGAUUUAAUA